AUGAAGUUGAAAAUAACUUCAAUUAUCUUAUUGGUUAUAGGGAGAUGCGUCCUUGCCAACGAAUUCGAAUUACUUGAAGCAUGCACUUCAUUGGACGAUCCCAAUUGUGUUGCAGAAGCUCAAGGUAUACAUAAGCCUACACAGCAAUUCCUAGCUGGUGGACAAGAAAAUAUUCAAGUUUCAGCAGAUCCCCCAAUUGUUCAAUAUUAUGAUUCAGGACUUAAAUUCUCGAUCCGCAAGAGGUUUGAUAACCCGUCGAUCCUGUCGACAUUUGAGGUAUUGUACGGCAGAGCAGAAGUGGAAUUAAAGGCUUCGCAUGGGUCGGGAAUAAUCUCAUCGUUCUAUCUACAGAGCAAGAACUUGGAUGAAAUUGACGUAGCCGAAACGUUUGGUAGCAACCCCUAUGCUUUCCAAACUAAUUUUUUUAUCAGAGGAAAUACAUCCACGCAUGACAGAGGUGGAUACCACGAAAUGGAUGUUCCUCCUAUGGACGAGUUCCAUAAAUAUGGUAUUGAAUGGACAGAAGAAAAGAUUGUAUGGCUGCUUGACGGAGAUGUUAUUAGAGUUGUGACGAACGACCACCCUCAAGGAUUCCCGCAUGCACCUAUGUAUAUCAAGUUUAGUUUAUGGGCUGGAGGCGAUGAAUUAAACGAGCCAGGAACAAUUGAGUGGUCUGGAGGUGACACUAAUUAUGAAGAGCUACCAUACUCUAUGUUAAUCAGGAAUCUUCAUGUUGUUGACUACUCAACUGGCUUCCAACACAGGUAUGGAGACAGCUUCGAUGAUUGGAUCACGAAUGAGAAUUCAGAUAAGAAAUGGCCUCCCAAGAACAAGUUUGAAAUAACAGAAAAUGCUUUUAGAGACUUUGAUACAAGCAUUCGUACGAAGAACGAUAAAAACUCUAAAUACGAACGAACUCCUAAAGAAAAAACUACACCGUCCGAAGUUAAGCCAAAUAUUGUUAGCAGCGAAAAAACUCCCCCGGCGAUGCCCUCCGACACAAACAUUGCAGAAGUUUUUCAAAACAACACUAUUGCAGCAGCCAUUCUGGGUGUUUCGAAUACCAACCGAUGGAUGACUAUGUUAGAGGCCAUAGCUGUCGAAAUUUUAGUUAUAAUUCUAGUACUUUAA
Messenger RNA from Debaryomyces fabryi, 1131 nucleotides. RefSeq names its product Crh12p (gene CRH12). The transcript has a single exon. The record is from RefSeq and is a predicted model, not a curated record. Gene Ontology annotation, cellular component: fungal-type cell wall. NCBI's taxonomy places the organism in Eukaryota, Fungi, Ascomycota, Pichiomycetes, Serinales, Debaryomycetaceae. The coding region runs from base 1 to 1131 and encodes 376 amino acids. Gene Ontology annotation, molecular function: hydrolase activity, hydrolyzing O-glycosyl compounds; glycosyltransferase activity. Gene Ontology annotation, biological process: carbohydrate metabolic process; fungal-type cell wall organization.